This is a messenger RNA of Penicillium soppii, 261 nucleotides long. RefSeq lists its product as uncharacterized. The record is from RefSeq and is a predicted model, not a curated record. NCBI's taxonomy places the organism in Eukaryota, Fungi, Ascomycota, Eurotiomycetes, Eurotiales, Aspergillaceae. Bases 1 to 261 code for a protein of 86 amino acids. The transcript has a single exon.
AUGGUGCCACAGCUCCCUCCAUCGAAGCUCGAAAUGACCCGUGAUAUGAUACUUGGCGAGUCCCUAAACAAACCACAGAUCGUCAAAGCAGCUGAAUGCGAUAAACUUUCGAUCAUUAAUCUCCGUAACAACCUUCACCGAUUCGGAAACGUCAGAGCACCUCUAACUCGUGUUAGACGACGACGGAGUGUCACCCCUUCGAUGCUAGAGGCCGUAUGUGUUCAUCUUCAUAAGAAGCCUGGGAUGUACUUGGACGAGUAA